AUUCCUGAGAGCAGGGCCAGCUAGAGCAACAAAGGAGCCCGGUCGGCGGCGGGGAGAGCGCGGGGGGCUCGCGCAGAGGGCUCGCGCGGAGGUGGCUGCUGGGCCUCGGCCAGGCGCGGGGGCGGAGCCGGGGACUGACUCCCGCACCACCCCCAGCCCUCGCCUGGCCUCCAUCGCGGGGCCGGGAGUGGGCUUUAAUGGCGGGAGACAGAAUGGGGCUGGAGAUCGGGGGCCCACGGGGCUCCCAGGGCUGAAGACAACUCCGACCGCCGAGCGAGGGAGUCGGGAGUCCGCGCAUCCUGGCCCGGGCCUGCGUCGCCCAACAUGGGCCCCUGGUUCCAAAGUUUGCGAAGUUGGGCGCCGAGGGGCCGGGACCCGCGCAGCGCCUGGGGAAAGCCGGCCCCAGACUCGCCAAGCGCCCGCGUCGUCUGAGUCUCCUCCGCUGCCCCCCAGGGUCGUGUGCGUGGUCCGGUGGCUCCCGGGAGCGCGCGGGGGCGCCCCGGCUUCUGCUGAGUUGGCGGGUUCGCCAUGGCCGCUGCCCACCCCGCGCGGGGGCCCGAGCUGGCGCUCCCGAGGCUGCUGCGAUUGCUGCUGCUGGUGCUGCUGGGGGGCCCGGGCCGGGGGGCGGCCUCGAGCGGGAACGCGACUGGGUCUGGGCCUCGCAGCGCCGGCGGGAGCGCGAGGAGGAACGCGGCGAUGACCAGCCCUCCGCCACCGCUGCUGAGCCACUGCGGCCGGGCCGCCCACUGCGAGCCUCUGCGCUACAACGUGUGCCUGGGCUCCGCACUGCCCUACGGGGCCACCUCCACGCUGCUGGCUGGGGACUCAAACUCUCAGGAGGAAGCGCACGGCAAGCUUGUGCUCUGGUCGGGCCUCCGAAAUGCCCCUCGUUGCUGGGCAGUGAUCCAGCCCCUGCUGUGUGCUGUGUACAUGCCCAAGUGUGAGAAUGAACGAGUGGAGCUGCCCAGCCGUACCCUCUGCCAGGCCACCCGAGGCCCCUGUGCCAUCGUGGAGAGGGAGCGGGGGUGGCCUGACUUCCUGCGUUGUACACCUGACCACUUCCCUGAAGGCUGCCCGAAUGAGGUCCAGAACAUCAAGUUCAACAGUUCAGGCCAAUGUGAAGCACCCUUAGUGAGGACGGAGAACCCCAAGAGCUGGUAUGAAGAUGUGGAGGGCUGCGGGAUCCAGUGCCAGAACCCUCUCUUCACAGAAGCAGAGCACCAGGACAUGCACAGCUACAUUGCAGCCUUUGGUGCAGUCACCGGCCUCUGUACCCUCUUCACUCUGGCCACCUUCGUGGCUGACUGGCGGAACUCAAAUCGCUACCCUGCAGUUAUUCUCUUCUAUGUCAAUGCGUGUUUCUUCGUGGGCAGCAUUGGCUGGCUGGCCCAGUUCAUGGAUGGUGCUCGCCGAGAGAUUGUCUGCCGAGCAGAUGGCACCAUGAGAUUUGGGGAGCCCACCUCCAGUGAGACCCUAUCCUGUGUCAUCAUCUUUGUCAUUGUGUACUAUGCUCUGAUGGCUGGGGUGGUCUGGUUCGUGGUCCUCACCUAUGCCUGGCACACCUCCUUCAAAGCCCUGGGCACCACCUACCAGCCUCUUUCAGGCAAGACCUCCUAUUUCCACCUGCUCACAUGGUCACUGCCCUUUGUCCUCACUGUUGCAAUCCUCGCUGUGGCCCAGGUGGAUGGAGACUCCGUGAGUGGUAUCUGUUUUGUGGGCUACAAGAACUACCGGUACCGUGCUGGCUUUGUACUGGCCCCCAUUGGCCUGGUGCUUAUUGUAGGAGGCUACUUCCUCAUCCGAGGAGUCAUGACUCUGUUCUCCAUCAAGAGCAACCAUCCUGGGCUGCUGAGUGAGAAGGCUGCCAGCAAGAUCAACGAGACCAUGCUACGCCUGGGUAUUUUUGGCUUCCUGGCCUUUGGCUUUGUGCUCAUCACCUUCAGUUGCCACUUCUAUGACUUCUUCAACCAGGCCGAGUGGGAACGUAGCUUCCGAGACUAUGUGCUGUGCCAGGCCAAUGUGACCAUUGGGCUGCCUACCAAGAAGCCCAUCCCUGACUGUGAGAUCAAGAAUCGCCCUAGCCUCCUGGUGGAGAAGAUCAACCUGUUUGCCAUGUUUGGAACUGGCAUUGCCAUGAGCACCUGGGUCUGGACUAAGGCCACACUGCUCAUCUGGAGGCGCACCUGGUGCAGGUUAACUGGGCAGAGCGAUGAUGAGCCCAAGCGAAUCAAGAAGAGCAAGAUGAUUGCCAAGGCUUUCUCUAAGCGGCGUGAGCUGCUGCAGAACCCAGGCCAGGAGCUCUCCUUCAGCAUGCACACUGUCUCACAUGAUGGACCUGUGGCGGGUUUGGCCUUUGACCUCAAUGAACCUUCAGCUGAUGUCUCCUCUGCUUGGGCCCAACAUGUCACCAAGAUGGUGGCUCGGAGAGGAGCCAUACUGCCCCAGGAUGUGUCUGUCACCCCUGUAGCAACUCCAGUGCCACCAGAGGAACAAGCCAAUCUGUGGCUAGUUGAGGCAGAGAUCUCCCCAGAGCUAGAGAAGCGCCUGGGCCGGAAGAAGAAGCGGAGGAAGAGGAAGAAGGAAGUGUGCCCUCUGGGGCCAGCCCCUGAGCUUCACCACCCUGCCCCAGCCCCCAUCACCAGUGCAGUUCCUCGGCUGCCUCAGCUGCCCCGGCAAAAGUGCCUGGUGGCUGCAAGUGCCUGGGGAACAGGGGAGCCCUGCCGACAGGGAGCCUGGACCCUGGUCUCCAACCCCUUCUGCCCAGAGCCUAGUCCCCAUCAAGACCCAUUUCUCCCUGGCACCUCAGCCCCCAGGGCCUGGGCUCAGGGUCGCCUCCAGGGACUGGGAUCCAUUCACUCUCGCACCAACCUGAUGGAGGCUGAGCUCCUGGAUGCAGACUCGGACUUCUAAGCCUGCAGGGCAGGCCGUGGGACAGGAAAAAUGAAUGCAUACCCUUCCAUGGCUCUUUUUCCUGAGAGCACUCCUGGGGGCUCAUCUGCCAGAGAAGCUGUGGGCCAGGCGUAGACCUAGAAGAGUUCUGUGUGUCUGACUCAAAAUAGCAGGACUGUGGGAAUGAGCUGAAUGUAGCCACUGGUAGGCCUCAUGCUAGGGGCAGGGCCCUGCAGCUCAGGGUCUUUGUUUCUGCCCCACCAAUUGGAGUCUGGGUGGCAGUAUCAGUCCCCAGCAGAGCUUGUACUAGGGCGGGAAUGGCAGAGGCAAGGGUGACAGUACCCAGAGUGGGUUUUGGUGGCCAGGGAGGCAACCAAACCCCAUAUCUGGCAUCUGAGGGCUAGUUGCCUUUUUCUGUGCCAAUGGGUGCCCUUUUCUGGCACUCUCAGACCAAAAGUGUUUAUUGUGAUUUGUCCUUUGUCUAAGUGGGGACAGGAUUCCCUCCUUUCUCUUCCAAGUGGUUGUGAUGCUAGAAGUGCCUAUUCCCAUAAGGGCCAUAACCUCUCAACAGAUGGCCCUAUCUGAAACCCAUUGUUUUCAUGUACCCACCCCUUUCAAAUCUCAGUUCCACUAGACCAAUCUCUUCUUGCUUCCUGUUUGUUGAUUAACACCCCCAAACUGCAGCAAACACACACAUCCUGAGCUCUGUCUCCAAGUGAGAGACUGGUUGGGCUCCAGAGCCUUUGCUUGGCAUCUAGUAGAAGGCAGAUAAGAGCCAGCAGGCCUCUGAGAGACACGUUUCUUCCUCAUAUUCAUCCAGUGGGGAUGAACCCUCUGACUUAAGGGGCUAUCCUGGGAAGCUGCUGUAGCUUUAACCAGGCAAGAAAGCCUCCUCCAACUAAUACAACUGGUGGGAGGGGAGAUUCCCUACCUUUUCCAGUGACUAGCCAUGUCCCCAGUGCCCCAUGUUCAAGAACCAGACAGCAGGAAGCCUUAGAAGCAGGCUGGGUUCCAGGUCAGGGGAUCCAUAUGGGAAGAAAAAGUAUAAACAGUAAAUAAAACAUUUUUGUGUAA
Molecule: messenger RNA, 3963 nt
Organism: Nannospalax galili (Upper Galilee mountains blind mole rat)
Lineage: Eukaryota; Metazoa; Chordata; Mammalia; Rodentia; Spalacidae
Gene: Smo
Product: smoothened, frizzled class receptor
Exons: 12
Coding region: 529-2910 (793 amino acids)
Biological process (GO): central nervous system development; commissural neuron axon guidance; positive regulation of smoothened signaling pathway
Cellular component (GO): dendrite; cilium; plasma membrane
Molecular function (GO): transmembrane signaling receptor activity; patched binding
Source: RefSeq, a predicted model, not a curated record